AUGAAGGCCAACCUGAAGAUGGGAUUCCUCAACAUUUUCAGCCUUUGCUUUCUUGGCUUCCUGAUUUCCAGUUCUUUCCCAGAAACCAAAGCUGACACUUGUGCCAGGGAGUGGCUGCAAAACCAGGGCAACUGCUAUGCCUAUUUCGAUAACAAGUUGACAUGGCAAGAAGCUGAGAUUGAAUGCCAGAGCUACGGCCGUGGAGCCCAUCUUGCCUCUGUCCUCACUAAAGCAGAGACCCUUCUGGUGGCCGAACACAUCUCCACUUACCAGCAAGAACCAAGUAAUGUCUGGAUUGGGCUCCAUAAUGUUCAUCAGUCCAGGAAAUGGAGGUGGGCUGAUGAAUCAGUCUACAACUACAAUGCAUGGAUGCCCAACCAGCCCGACAACUACUUUAACUCUGAGCACUGUGUAGAACUCAGACUUUCCACAGGUUUCAAGCAAUGGAAUGAUAUCCAGUGCAGCACCCGCAACUCCUACAUCUGCAAACAUGAGCUGUAG
Molecule: messenger RNA, 501 nt
Organism: Anolis carolinensis (green anole)
Lineage: Eukaryota; Metazoa; Chordata; Lepidosauria; Squamata; Anolidae
Product: C-type lectin Cal
Exons: 6
Coding region: 1-501 (166 amino acids)
Molecular function (GO): signaling receptor activity
Source: RefSeq, a predicted model, not a curated record